This is a messenger RNA of Cucurbita pepo subsp. pepo (vegetable marrow), 2448 nucleotides long. Its product is annotated as type IV inositol polyphosphate 5-phosphatase 3. Gene Ontology annotation, molecular function: phosphatidylinositol-4,5-bisphosphate 5-phosphatase activity; inositol-polyphosphate 5-phosphatase activity; phosphatidylinositol-3,4,5-trisphosphate 5-phosphatase activity. Gene Ontology annotation, biological process: phosphatidylinositol dephosphorylation. The record is from RefSeq and is a predicted model, not a curated record. Lineage: Eukaryota; Viridiplantae; Streptophyta; Magnoliopsida; Cucurbitales; Cucurbitaceae.
UGUGUUCUUCAUUCGUCAACUACUCAAGCUCUUGCUUCGUUAUUCUUCCUUUUUUUUUUGCUCUCUAUUUCUCUGUUCUUAGUUUUUAGCUCAUCAGAUGAGGCACAAUUCCAAGAAUCAACCUCAGAGAACAUGGGCUGAAUUAUGUUGUUUCGGUUGCUCGUGCCUACAGCUUUUCUGGCCGAGAGUGGUCUUGCGCAAAUUGCUCAAUAUCAGCGCCUUAGAGUCGGAUUACAGUGCCGAUACCGAAGAUGAUGAGGAUGUAAAUUCUUCCGAUUCUGAAAUCGAAGCAGAAUGUCGUUUUAGGGGAAGAGAAUCACGCUUCAAGGUAGAUAACAGAGAUGAACCACUGGUUGAUGAUAAUGAUGUGCUGCCGAGGUUGAGAAGAAGAAAUUCAGAAACAUUUAGGACGCAAUAUAUAAACACAAAAGAACUCAGAAUAUGUGUUGGGACUUGGAAUGUUGGAGGAAAACUACCUCCUGAAGAUCUAGAUAUUGAUGGCUGGAUUGAUACCAAUGAGCCAGCUGAUAUCUAUGUCCUUGGUUUCCAGGAGAUUGUACCAUUGAAUGCUGGAAAUAUAUUUGGUGCUGAAGACAGUCGCCCAGUUGCAAGGUGGGAAGAUAUCAUCCGCGAAACAUUGAAUAGGGUUAGACCUACUACAACUAAGAUCAAAUGCUUUAGUGAUCCACCAUCCCCAUCAAAGUUUAAGCCAUUUGACGACAUCCCAAAUUUAGAGGAGGAGAUUCUGCAGGAAAGUGAUAGUGACGUUGGUGAGGAGGUGCAUCCAUGUGAUGAAGAAUUCUUUGGCAAGGAAAAUGGUGACGAACUAGUCAGGGACACAAAUCUAAGCUUGAAGAUCCCGAUUUCGGAACUUUCUGAAAAUACCAAAUCAGGGAUACCUGUAGAACAGGAUUUACUGAGGCAAUAUUCUUCUCCAAAGAGAUUGGAUCGGUUAAAUUGCUUACGGACUGAAGACAGCACAGAGAAUGACGAGGUUGUCUUGCAACCAGAUAGAAGAUUAACUAAAAUGCUUAGUGGGUCAGAAAGGAUUGGUUUAUGUUGGCCUGAGCCCCCACUACACUUACUACCCCAUAUUGUUUUAGAGAGACCUAACUCAUUUAAAUCAAUAAAAUCGUUUAAAGCAUCCAAGUCCUUUGGGAAAUAUAAUUCUUUUAAGUCAACCAUGAAUGAAAUGCCAUCAGGGGUUGCUUUGCUUGGAGAAAUUGAUCUCGAGUCUCUCCUAAAACGAAAGAGAAGAUCGUCAUAUGUUAGAAUAGUAAGUAAGCAAAUGGUUGGUAUUUUCCUCACAAUAUGGGUUCGUAAGAGUUUGCGAAGGCACAUUCAGAAUGUAAAUGUAUCUACUGUUGGUGUUGGUGUAAUGGGCUACAUCGGCAACAAGGGAUCCAUAUCUGUCAGCAUGUCCAUAUAUCAGACCCUAUUUUGCUUUAUAUGCACUCACCUGACUUCAGGUGAAAAGGAGGGGGAUGAACUUAAAAGAAAUGCUGAUGUGAGCGAAAUACAUAGAAGAACUUCAUUCCAUCCACUUAAUGGUAUUGGUUUUCCUAAAGUAAUCCACGAUCAUGAGCGGAUAAUCUGGCUGGGUGAUUUAAAUUACCGCAUCAACUUGUCUUAUGAGAAGACAAGAGAGCUUAUCUCGAGAAAAGAAUGGUCUAGGUUGGCUGAGAGUGAUCAGUUAUUGCGGGAGCUUAAGAAGGGUCGUACAUUUGAUGGAUGGACCGAGGGAAACCUAAAUUUUCCACCAACCUAUAAAUACGAGAAUAAUUCAGAAAAGUAUUGUGGCGAAGAUCCAAAAGUUGGAAGGCGUACUCCAGCAUGGUGUGACCGUAUACUUUCAUAUGGCAAAGGAUUGAAAUUGUGCAAUUAUAGGAGGACUGAAAUUAACUUUUCUGAUCAUAGACCAGUGACAGCCACCUAUGUGGCCGAGGUCGAGGUUUUCUGUCCCCGUAAGCUACAGCGAGCCCUGACAUUUACAGAUGCAGAGAUCGAAAAACAAGUAGCAAUCGAUGUAUACUGAUUUUUGAUCAGUUGCUUAGAUUGAGAUGUGGCGAGAAUGUACUUGAUCAUUCAUGUGCCUCAAAAAAGAUAAUUUGGUGUAGCUUCCCGGUGCAACGAACAUUGCAAGGUAAAUCCAAGGAGCCCAAUCUCUUACAAAACCAAAGAUUUGGCUAACAAAUGUUGUGUUUGGAGAUCAUGUAGCUCAUGAACUUUGUCGAUAACUUGUAUUUAACUCCAUUCUUUGGAUCAUAUUCUUUCUGUAGCUAGAGAUGUGUAUUGCAGUGGUUGUGUAAAUGAGUUUACUGUAGGACUUCAUUUACAUAACAUAGAGGAAUGUACCACUCUUAGUUUGUUUCUACUUCCACGGGUUUUCCAAAGUAUAUGAGAGCUUAGCAUUUGUAUAUCAAUAAAGUUUGAAUGUUUUGAGAUUGA